GGGUGUAAUACACACAAGCAGCCAGUGAAUGGAAAGCUCAGAAAGGAGGAACACAAAGUAACUAGGGACAACCACACAAGCACACAGCGAGCAGGAGACACACAGCUCCGCAGACAACACUGGGAGACACAACACAAUAAGCUCGACCGAGGCCUGGGGAAACAUUAACACAACUGCCAGCUCCUUCCAUUCUGUGGCGGGGGAAUAAAUAGAGGAAAAGCAGUGCCCCAGGCACACUCAGGAUUCCCCCCAACCCUCUUGUUUGUCCGUCUCACACCUAGAUCUACUCCCAGCUACUGGCAAGGGCUCCUGCACUGAGAGAGGCGCCACCCUAAAGGCUCAGGUGGGAUUGAUUUCAUGAAUUAAACCCGAUAAGGGGUCGGAGGAGGAGGACAGACCUCGCAAACAAUGGGGAAAUCCAACAGCAAGCUGAAGCCUGAGGUGGUGGAGGAGCUGACCAGGAAAACCUACUUCACAGAGAAGGAAGUGCAACAAUGGUAUAAAGGGUUUAUAAAGGAUUGUCCCAGUGGGCAACUUGAUGCUACAGGCUUUCAGAAAAUUUACAAGCAGUUCUUCCCUUUUGGAGACCCCACCAAGUUUGCAACAUUUGUCUUUAACGUUUUCGAUGAGAACAAAGACGGCCGCAUUGAAUUUUCCGAGUUCAUUCAAGCUUUGUCUGUCACAUCCCGUGGGACUCUGGACGAGAAACUGCGAUGGGCUUUUAAAUUGUAUGACCUUGAUAAUGAUGGCUACAUCACACGGAACGAGAUGUUGGACAUUGUGGAUGCCAUUUAUCAGAUGGUGGGUAAUACUGUGGAGCUUCCUGAAGAAGAAAACACCCCAGAGAAGCGGGUCGACCGGAUCUUUGCUAUGAUGGACAAGAAUUCUGACGGGAAGUUGACUCUACAGGAGUUUCAGGAAGGAUCUAAGGCAGACCCCUCAAUCGUGCAGGCAUUAUCGCUAUAUGAUGGACUGGUAUAGAGGCUCCAUAUGGCGUCUUACGUAUUCCCACGGGGAUAAGAUCCUUAGUGUGCCACCAGAUCAUGUCAGCAACGCGGCUCGUUCCCUUCCAACCGUCACUCCCAGAAUGCACAUGGAUAGAACACACCUCUCCCCAUCCAAUCGUACCCUCUCCUCAAUGGAACACUUUUACUCCCACUUCUGGCUAAAUUCCGAUGACCGGGAAACUGUACCCCAAAGGCUAUCCACCCUUCCUCGUACUACACGCGCUCUUUUCUAUCACACCGUCUCCCGCCAGCCGCUUUUUGUGUUUCUCAUACGCUCAGAGAGGGUGGACCACUCAAAGCGAAAGACCAACUGUCGAUUUUUGCUCUGAGAUUUGAGGGGUGAUGUUGGACCCUCGGAGAGGGAGUGGGAAGAAGGAGGUAUAGCCAGGUAUAUGUUCAGAUAAAGAACUAUGGUUGAGGCUCUGAGCUCUUGAUGAAGAGAAUGAGCCCCCCUGUUAGGGGUACUAGACUGGUGUGUAUAUAAUCUGUAAUGUCCCUGGCGCACAGUACCCUAUCAAUUAGUUCUAUUUUGCAUAAGGCUGAAUCGUGCUUUUAUUGUGAAUACGUGAUUUUUUUAUACAUAUAUAAAUAUAUAUAGCAUA
Molecule: messenger RNA, 1609 nt
Organism: Xenopus laevis (African clawed frog)
Lineage: Eukaryota; Metazoa; Chordata; Amphibia; Anura; Pipidae
Gene: ncs1.L
Product: neuronal calcium sensor 1 L homeolog
Biological process (GO): calcium ion transmembrane transport
Cellular component (GO): postsynaptic density; Golgi apparatus; plasma membrane
Molecular function (GO): calcium ion binding; calcium sensitive guanylate cyclase activator activity
Source: RefSeq, marked validated